Molecule: messenger RNA, 3354 nt
Organism: Protopterus annectens (West African lungfish)
Lineage: Eukaryota; Metazoa; Chordata; Ceratodontiformes; Protopteridae
Product: anosmin-1-like
Exons: 14
Coding region: 244-2214 (656 amino acids)
Biological process (GO): neuron differentiation
Cellular component (GO): cell surface; extracellular region
Molecular function (GO): protein binding; peptidase inhibitor activity
Source: RefSeq, a predicted model, not a curated record
UCCCUAACAUUAGCUGUCAGAAACUCAAACUGGCCUCUCGCCAGACAAGACGUAAUUCACUACAGAUCGGAGUAAAGAGAGGAAGGGGUGGCGGCAAGUUUAGUAACCCUUCUCUUUGCAGAUGUAAAAGAUAAUUUCUAUGCACGGGGGCUAUCAAAGGGCGGGGAGAGGAGGACAGAGUAACUCCAGAGAGUGUCAGCUUUUCUCACGGUUUAUCUACAUUUUAGUGGUAUAGUUAUCGGAAUGUCCCAACAACUACGGAUGUGGGGGUGCAUCAGUACAUGGUGCCACUUAGUUGUGCUGACCCUCAUCACCUCUGCGAGGGUGGCAGCCAGGGAUGCCGAAGCUGGUGCUACAGCUGCCCAAAUCCGCAGUGUGCGCUGCACCUCGCGCUGCCUUGCUCUGCACAUCACCCAACUUACAUCCUCUUUUGGCAACUUGCAGAAUGAUGACAUUUUGAUGUGGUGCAAGAAUAAUAGGAGAUGUUCUCAGUGUUUGCUGCCGUGCACUGAACAAUUGGACCUGGGAAGAAAUCAGUGUCAGAAGAAAUGUGAGAAGCAUCAUGAGUGCAUAACCAGCUGUGAAUUUCUAAAAUCAGUACAAGCAGUGAAGCAGGGGGAUUGCCCUCUACCACAAAAAGCAUCGGGAUUUGCAGCUGCCUGUGUACAAAGCUGCAAUACAGAUACGGAGUGCUCUGGAACUAAAAAGUGCUGCCCCAAUGGAUGUGGUUACACCUGCCAGGCACCUGCAAGCAUUCAUAAAGGUGUUCCAUUAAAGCCAAGAAAGGAUAUGAUAUUUAAUGAAGAUACAACUGGAAAUCUACAAGUGUCUUGGAUGUCCAAAUUCAAUGUCACUGUUGAGCCAGUCCUUUAUAUUGUACAAAGACGCUGGAAUUAUGGGGCAUACCCGAGUGAAGAUGAUGCCACAGAAUGGCAGACAGUAGCAGUGACUACAGAGAAUCAUUUUCUUCUGAAAGACACACGGCCAAACAGAUGGUACCAGUUCAGAGUGGCUGCAAUCAACAUUCAUGGCACACGUGGUUUUACUGCUCCAAGUAAAUACUUCUGUUCUACAAGAGAUCCCUUGCCACCCAGCUCACCAAAGAACAUCAGAAGGGGCAACUUUACAACAAACCAUGACGGCACAAUAAAUGUCCAUGUUUACUGGGAUUCACCCCAAGAUGGUGAUCUGGCAGUUCAUCACUAUAAAGUCUUCUGGAACCAGUGGGUACCAAAAAAACGAGUGCUAUCUGCAAAGAAGGAUAACUGGAAAAUAUCAGAUGGAAAAGUUCCAGAAACUGAACUGGAAGGUUUGCAUUUGGGCACAAAGUACAUAGUGCAGGUGCAAGCUGUGGGUUACUGGGGACAGAAACGUCUGAAAAGCACCAAAUCACGACUCAUUUUUGAAAUUCCUAUCUCAGGUGAAAUUUCCAAGCCCCCCGCUCCCAUUGAUGAAGUAUCCAAUGAACUUCCAAUCGCUCAUGCUGUACCAGGCAGCAUAGAAAGCGUAGAUGUCACAGCCCCCCAUUAUUCCAACAACCAGCUGCAAAUUAAGGUCUACUGGAAGAAAGCAGAAGAAGAAAGCCAUGCUGGUGCAAGUACAUACCUCAUAAAGUGGAAACCAGUGCUGUGUACAGGAAACAUCUCAAGACCAGAAAACAAAGCCACAGUUCAGGAUACCCAUUUUGUUAUAAGUGGGCUGUUGUUUGCUUGCAAAUACAAGAUAACUCUGCAGCCAGUCACCAUAUGGAAUCAUGCAACGGAGGUCACAACCUUCCUGACAACUCCUAAGUGCAGUUCAAUAAAAGCCAGAGGUUCAAAACGUCUAAUCUGUGAUAGAGACGGCCAUCACCUUUCAUCCAGUAAGUUAAUGCUGAGACCAGCAAAAUUAGCUGCCACAUUCAAAGCAGCAAAUGGCUCCAUCAAAGGAGAAUUUCAUUGGCACGUUUUAGAAACACAGUCUUCACAGCAUUCAGUCACAGGCUUCCAGUUCAGCUGGGUUGAAAUUCCAAGUGAACACAGAAAAAGUCUACCAGAAGAUGGUAUUAUUUCCCAAACACAGAUACUUCCUUAUGAUCAGCCUUACAUCACAGUGGAGAAUCUCCAACCUAUGACUUCAUACAGAAUUCAAGUACAGGUACUUUCAACAGCAGGCGAUGGGCCAGCAACAUCGAAAGUCUUCCAAACCCCACAGAUCUUCACUACCAUUUCUUAAGGUGCUGCACUCAACUGAUGUGAAUGAAGCAGAGUCACAGCCUGUAAACGAACUUAACUAGAACAACAGUCAUCCAAAGAUAUCAUGAGCAUGAGUGCUGACCAAAAGGAACAUACAUGCUGCUUGUAGUAUCAGCAGGACGUCAUGCUUCAGCAGACAAUAGCCUGACUUUACAGACAACUGCAGGCACAGGCAUUUCAGUGUCACUGGCAAACCUUACUUUUCUGAAAAGUAACUCACUGUUAAAAUAUGUGGGAUGUUUAAUUUCCAGAAGAAAUAACUGCUGAAAGUGAAUGAUUUUGUUGCAACAUAAAGUACUUAAAAUAUCUUUCACCUGGAUGCUUUUUAUCACUAAGAUCCUGACCUGUAGCAGCUGUUUCUCCUGAAUAUGGCAAGUAAGCAAUGCACGUUUCAAACAACAGACUGAUAAGCCAAUGAACAGUUAAGACUGAUUUUAAAAAUUUACAAUUAAAGUCUCUAACUACACAAGUCAUGACAGUACAAAUUAAACUUAUUUAAAAAACAAAUAUGCAUGCUGUGCUCUUUGGGAUAACACCUGGGGAAGACUCUCAUAUACAGUGAGCACUUGUCCACUUGUUUGUGGCAGUUCUGCAUUGUGACAAAAGUGACUGGUGCAAGUUAAAGGAGUCUUCCAUCUGCUCUUCAGACACAUACUACCACCUUCCUACACUCACAGUUUCAGAGCUUCCAAGACAAGACCUAGAAGGUGCUGCUCUCUCUGCAGAGGAGGCACUAAAGAAGGUCACAGCUGAUGUUGGUAAAAAAAAGAUAUCAUAAAAGCAUUCAGUGAUUCAAAGUGGAGACUUUUGGUUUAAGUGAAGCAUACUGCUAUAAAGUUCUGUGUCUGUUCCAGCAGCUUGAAAAGGAAUUAUAGAUUAAAGAUCAUGUACUUCAUUCACUGAUAACUGAUUUACUGUUUAAUAAGAAAAAUAAAAAAAAAAUGAAUGUUCAUGAGGGAAAAAUUAUCUGAAAAGCUCCAAGGAGUGUACAUCAGAAUAUCUACCACUUUGACAAGAAGUAUACUAAGUUAUUAUAAUGCUUUUGUCAUAAUUAUGCUGUACUUGAUGCAAUUUAGUGACAUCUUGCAUUUAAAGAUUAUUAAAUAUGACUAAAACACUG